AUGUCCGAUGAGCACCCUCUUGCGCUCGAGCUCAAGAGUCUCCGGGCGUCUUUGGUACGAUUCCAGGAAGAGGCACAUGCUUCGGCGCUGAAGCUCCAGAGGCACUCCUUGGACGUGUCGCAAGUGCAACAACGCGCCGUACAGAUCGAGAGGGAGAACGAAGUGCUUAGAUCUGAGCUACAGGUGCUCCGUGCUACCCCACAUCCCGAUGCCGACCCCAGUUCAUCUUCUCCGAGUUCAUCUCCUCCUUCAACCCAGAUUCAGGAACUCACACUUUCUCUACGGCGGCUAUCGCACAAACUCACCCUUACUGAAGAGUCGCUUCUGUCGAAAACGACUGAACUCGUCACUGUGCAUGCCAAUCUCACCAAGUCGAGGGCAGCGUUGGAAGAAGCCUAUGCACUGGGUGCGAGGGUCAGAGGAAGGGAAGAGGCCGGUCUGGCCAGAGAACGGGAUGCGGAGUGGAAGGUCAGGAGGCUGGAAGAAGAGAAAAGGAUGACCGACCGCGUGCUUGGAGAGUAUGCGAGGCUUGUGAGGAGUCUGGAGGCGAAGCUCGUCAGUGCAAGGACCUCAGUUACCUCUCCAACGACACCGGACACUCCAGAGGCAUGGAAGCAGAACGGGCACGUCAGGACUUCCUCGACUUCAAGUUUAUCCGAUCCCCUCUCCUCUUCGUUCCUGGAGGCGACGUUCAACCUCAAGCAACUCACUUCCCAAUUCCAGUCCGAGCAUGAGGAGCUGCACAAGCAGGUCGAGCGUCUCCGUGCGGAGCUGGAGGUUGUCAACUCGAAGCUGGAGGGCGAGAAGAAGGGCGAGAAGACCGUGUUGGCCGAGUUCGGGCGGGCGAAGACCGAGCUGGAGAAACUGCGGAUCGAGAAUGGGAGUGCGGCGAAGAUGGUUGCACGGUACAUGCAAUUCUCCCAGUCCUCAACCAACACCCUCCUCAACACCCUCUCCUCCCUCAAGACGCGCCAUGCAGCUACUCUUGCCACGCUGUCCGAGCAGAACAACGAGCUGUCCCUCCAACGUCAAUCUCUCGAGGCGGAGAACGCGGUCUUACGUGACAGACUUGACGAGGUUGGUGCGGAACUCGCGAAGGAGGUUUAUGGCCGUCGUCGGGAGGUCGGGCUGAGGAUCAAGAUGGGUGGAAGGGAGGAAGGGAUGCGAGAGGGGCUGGGCCGGUGGGUCAGAAGAGGUGAAGAGGCCCUGAAGAGGCUGGAUACCACCCUAGAAGGAGAAGCGAGCGAGUCGGAAGAGAGGCAAGCUCUUCUGGCGAUGUCGCAAGACGCGCGUAUCUUGCUGGCGUCACUUGACGAAGGCCUGUUCGAUGCUGAGACUGCGUUGACCGCCUCAGGAGCGAAGGCACGGGGAAUCCUCCUUGAAGCAGGCUUGGACGGACUCUUGGACGAACUGAAAACAGAGAGUGAGCGGAAGGCGAGGGCGGAGCACAAUCUCGUUGAGCUGAAGGCCAUGAUGACCAAGGUUUCGGCGGUCAUAGAUGAAGCUGCAGAGAUAGCUGGACAAGAGACGGAUGACGAUGAAGACAUCGCUCGAAGCCAACGACAUGGCAGCAGAAAUUCAAUACCCACAUAUUCGGAUGAACCUCCGCGACCACCUCCUAAAGCUCUCGACUGGCUCGUUGACGCGAAGACUAAACCUGAAGAGAAGGUUGAAGAGCUGCCUGCAAUUCCUUCGGGGCUGAUCAUCGCCCUCGACACAUCCUCUUCCACCAACACCGCGAAUGACCCCUUUUCCGCGUUGGACACGACUGCAGACGUGCCACCCUCACCGACUGUUCUCCCUCACGUGUCUCCGGAGCCAGAUCCUCCAACAAAUGUCCCUCCAACCUUAAAUGACGCGCAUGUAUCCGGUUCUAACACCCCAGUCAGUCUCGACAAGUCCCAUGCUCCAACUACGACUGAGGUCGCUCAAACCACACCAGAUCCCUCUACACCUAUCCCGCCUUCUGCGGAACUUCCGCUACCCGAAGCUGCUGAGCUCGACGAGGAGCUUAAGAGCGCACCUCCUCCUGAGGUUGAAGUUGAGGUGCAAUUCGAUGCUCAAGUCAUCGUUCCGACAAUUUAUCUCAACCUAGAAGUUGCUGAGGCACUGCAGGCUACGGAUAUUGUUCGUGGAGUGGAAGUCGCAGGUGGCGAUGACCUGGAAGAGCAGGAGACAACGCCUAACAUAGAGGCCGCCGGCUCGGAUAAGGAGGAUGUACAGCAGGCGAUUGCAACGAGAACCACUUCCGUUUCGUCGACUGAGGGUUCAAAUUCGUUCGUCGAUAUUGCCAACCAAGAGGACGAGGCUCUUCGAGCUCAGACGACCACAGGCCCGACUAACAAUGCGAACACUAUUGCUUUCCCUACUGCUGCACUUGGCACCCCUGUUCCUCUUGCAUCAAUAGUUCCUACAUCGAAGGUCGAAGAUGUGGCCGUCCCUCCAUCUCUCGCGGACGAGACACUACCAGACGCCCCAACACCCUUCGCAAAUGGGCUGCCAUCAGAACUUACACCCGAGCCAGUCGUUCCUUCGACCGAUGUCGCGAUACUGGCCCCAAAUCCGCCUGAACCUGCCCAAGUGCCACUUGAAGCUCAAAGCCUUGCUACCGAGCUCAUCGAACUCGAACCCGAACCAACACUACCUCCAGCUCCGCAUCCCCUCCUUGCCGAACUCGACAAAGUCAGUAAGCGAUACGACGACCUCCAACGUGCAUUCCGCGACUGCCACCUUGCCCUGGAGGGCCUCAAAGCAUCUCUCGCCUCACCACCAUCCACCAGCAAGACACUUACACCGUCUAUCGGCAUUUCCAAGGAGAUCCUCGAUGCCGCCGUUGGCAGAUUGGAUGACUAUACCGAGGACGUUCGUGUGGAACUGGAGAUCAAGGUCGGCGAUGAGGAGCUGUUGGCCAAGGGGUACGAAGCCCUGUUGAGUGUUCCUGGGGCUUUGUCCUCUACGAAUUUCAAGAAUGCUGGCGGCGAAGAUGAUGACCCGCCAACUCAGUCAGAAGUCGAAGUUCAAAUCCAAGCUUUCGUUAGCGGGUCUGACCCAGCAAUACGCAAAGCACGAGAAACUUUCGAGAGGAAAUUGGAGGACGUGCAGCAUGAUAUCGCGCAGCUGAAGCGGGCAGUCCACGAUCCCGAAUCGCCGCUCUCUCCUCCGUUUGCACCGCCUGUCUCAGCUCCGGAUUCGUCGUUGACUUCGCCCCAGCCUACGAAGCCCGACACUGGAGGAUGGACAUCAUGGAUUCGCGGUUCGCCAUCGACGAGCCGGCCAUCCAGUCCUGCGCCGCCAACGACAUUUGGAAACAUUAUGACGAACCCAAGACUUAGACAUUCGCCUUCUCUAGGGGCUGGACAGCUCCAGGGACAGAGUAACGGACACGGGUAUGCGAACGACCAUCAGCAACAGCAAGCGCAAGGGUCAAGGUCUAGGAGAGGAAGCCUCUUCGGGCUCAACCUCGGAGGUGGAGAGAAGGAGAAAAGCACGGACCCGUUAACUUCGCUGGGUCUCCGAGUGCCGAUGCCAAGUUUCGCUUCGUUCUCCUCACUCAAUUCUGCCAACGCUGUCUCUCCACCGCCUUCCGCCUCGUCCAGCCCGUUCGGCUUCGGAAUUUUCAACUCGAUUGUCUCUCCGACCUUCAACUACGGCAACCCAGGUGCUGGUACACCCACACCCACACGGACGCGGACGGUGUCGACGAUGUAUAUGCUUGGACUGUCCAGCCCCGGGUCUGCGACGGGCCCGGGGCGGAUGUCGCGAAGUGUGAGUGGAAGCGGGCUAGGGUCGCCGUUGGGUAUGAGCAGGCAGACGUCGCUCAGUUCUCAGAGCUCGCAAAGUGUGGCGAAGAAGGGUGCUGAGAGGGAGGUGAGGAAGGUGGGCGAAGAAGUUGGGGAGGAGAUGGACGAGGAGGAAGAGGAGAGUGAAGACGAUGAUCUGGGUGUUGAGUAA
Molecule: messenger RNA, 3951 nt
Organism: Cyclocybe aegerita
Lineage: Eukaryota; Fungi; Basidiomycota; Agaricomycetes; Agaricales; Hemipholiotaceae
Source: the annotation of a GenBank genome assembly